UGUACAGAUUAUCAACACUCUUGAUCAUACAAAGGUGAUAAGAUUAAAAGAAACAAACAAAGAGUUGAUCUAUGACAUGCAAAUUACUCCUUCAGAAAUAGCUCCCCGUACUUCAUGGUCCGUAGCCCAGUUUCUUUCAAACACAUGCAAAUUAAUCCUUCGGAAUUGCAUUAUAAUUAUGUUAGUGCUGAUCACUCCUGUGAUGUUGCGCACAUUAUGCAUCAGAGUACCACCUAAGUUUAUUAUAAACUUUACUGCAUGAGAUUUCUCCUUUGACAUAUUCUCCUUUUUGCUAACUCUAAUGAUAGAGAAUGUUCUAGCAAAGAAAAGGAUCAAUAUUUUGCUAAUGCUCAUUGUGUGAAUAUUGUGUGAUUUUCAGGUUUCACUAAAACCAGGGCUCUGAAUAUCGUGUGAUUUUUACUCUGUGUGUCAUCCAUGAACUAAUUAGUAUAUGAUAAUUUUUAUGUUGGGUAGAUCAUGAGACCACAAAUGUGGGAGAGGCAGGUGGAAAUACAAAUGAUUACUACAUCAAAAGGUUAAAACCAGAGAUAGGAAUGGAAUUUGAGAAUGAUGAUAUAGCAUAUGAGUUUUACAAUACAUAUGCAGGACAUGUAGGUUUCAGUGUCAGGAAAUCUUGGCAUGAUAAAUCCUCGACGACUAAUGUUAUUCGAACAAAGAAAUAUGUAUGCUCAAAGGCAGGUUACAAGGACAAGAGUAAGGAACAAUGUCAGAGAAAGAGAGCAGAUACAAGAGUUGGUUGUCUGGCAGAGAUGACCAUCAAAAUAAGUGCUAACGGAAAAUAUGUUGUAAGCAGCUUUGAGGAUGCUCAUAAUCAUGAACUCGUAACUCCAAGCAAAGCCCAUCUACUGCGAUCCCAGAGAAAAAUUACAGAAGGUCAAAAGGCCCAAAUUGACAUAUUGAAUGAUUCAGGAAUUAGACCAAAAUCUGGUCAUGAAGUGAUGAGUAGACAAGCAGGGGGUCGACAGUGUCUUAGCUUCGGUCAAAAAGAUUAUAAAAAUUAUCUCCGAUCAAAGCGUAUGCAAUCCAUCCAAGAAGGAGACACGGGUGCCAUUCUUCAAUACCUUCAGGACAAGCUGAUGGAAAAUCCUUCCUUCUUUUAUGCAAUACAAGUAGAUGAAGAUGAGAUGAUAACCAAUAUAUUCUGGGCAGAUGCAAGAUCAAUACUAGAUUAUCACUACUUUGGUGAUGUGGUAUGCUUUGACACAACCUUUAAGACAAAUAGUUAUGGCAGACCAUUUGCCCCUUUUGUUGGUGUCAACCAUCAUAAACAAACAGUGGUUUUUGGAGCUACAUUAUUGUAUGAUGAAACAUCUGAGACGUUUGAAUGGUUGUUUGAAACAUUCAAAAGGGCCAUGUCAGGAAAAGAACCAAAUACAAUAUUGACCGAUCAAUGUGCUGCCAUUAUUAGUGCCAUUGGCAAGGUUUUUACUAAUUCAAUACAUCGUCUAUGUGUGUGGCACAUGUAUCAGAAUGCUGCAAAACAUUUGAGUCAUGUUUUCCAAGGUUCAAAGACAUUUAAGAAAGAUUUUGGCAAGUGUGUUUAUGAUUUUGAAGAAGUUGAUGAAUUCUUAGCAGGUUGGAAUGAUAUGCUAGUGAAAUAUAAUUUGAAAGAUAAUGAAUGGCUACAUAGAUUAUUCCAGAACAAGGAGAAGUGGGCUUUGGUUUAUGGUCGACAAACCUUCUGUGCAGAUAUGAAAUCCACACAAAGAAGCGAGAGUAUGAAUGCACUAUUGAAACGAUACCUGCAUGUACGCCUUGAUUUAUUAGAUUUCUUCAAGCACUAUGAGAGGGCCGUAGAUGAUAGAAGGUAUGCUGAAGUGGAAAGUGAUUUCUAUGCGAGUCAAACAUCACCGAAGGUGCCAUAUGUGCAGAUGUUGAUACAAACUUCGAAAGUAUAUACACCUGCUAUGUUUGAGAUAUUUAAAGGAGAAUUUGACAUGGUAAUGGGAUAUUGUGUGUAUGAGAGUGGUCGUACUGGCUCUAUUUCUGAAUUCACGGUUACCCAUUCAGCUAGCCAAAAUUGUCAUACUGUGAAAUUUGAUCCCAAUGGAUCAAAAGUUUCAUGCUCAUGCAAAAAGUUUGAAUUUGUUGGGGUAUUGUGUCGUCAUGCAUUGAAGGUGUUGGACCACAACAAUAUCAAGGAGUUGGCACCAGAAUAUAUCUUGAAAAGAUGGACAAGGCGAGCAAAAUCAGGGCCAUCAGAAGCAAUUCAAAAGUGCUCUGAUGAUGAAGAUGCAAGAGUUGUGCUAGCUAGACAGUAUGGAUCACUAUGCCGCACUUACAAUAACAUUUUGAGCAAAGCAGCAGCAAACAAAGAGGCAUAUGCACUACUGCAAAGUAUGUCAAUUGAACUAAUGGAAAAGGUGGACCAAAUUUUACAUGGAAAUCAAUCAAAAGAUGAAUCACUAAAUCAUGAACAAGCAGAGAAGCAACCAGUUGAAUGCAACAUUGAGAAUGUAGUCCAAGCACAGGGAAUAAAGAGAAAAGAACCAGGAAGUAGCAACAAGAGGAUUAAAUCUGGACUGGAAUUGAACAAUAAGAAUAAACGUAAUACGAAAGGUCAAGGAGCAACAUGCAAGAAUAAGAGUGGUGAUUGUGCUUCUGCAUCAUCUGCAGCAAAUCCUAGCUUCAACAUAUCAAAUGAGAACUAUAAUUUGCAAGUAAUGCAGCAUGCUAUGCAUCCACUACCAAAUGCUGCUAAUCACAAUUUGCAAGUAUUGUAACAUGCUAUGCCUCCAGUACCAAAUGUUGCGAAUUACAAUCUACAAGUAUUGCCGCGUGCUAUGCCUCCGUUACCACAAGUUGUUUCCCCAUUACCACGUGGACAUAAUUACAAUUUGCAUGUACUGUCGGGUAAUGUGACAUCGGUACCACAACCUGAGAACUACAAUUUGCAAGUUUUACAGCAUGGCUUGCCUCCGCUAUCGCAGACAGACACUACUAGUUUUCAACAGUUGCUUGGUUUGCGACCACAACAACCAUAUUUCUAUCAUAGCACUCAACCGAGCCAGGUAUAAUUGUUUAGUUAAUUGUUAAAAUUAAGACGAGCAUGCGUGUGUCAUUUACUUUUUGAUUAACACUAUGUAGACUUCUCUGGUGUCAUCAUACUCGGGAUGGCCAACGUCUCAAAAUCACUAGCCACCAACUAGCACUCAACCAAGUCAGGUAUAAUUUUAUUAGUUACUCGCUAGAAAUUAAAAUGAACAUGCACAUGUCAUUCACUUGUAUUGACUUUUGGAUCAACAUUGUAUCUAGAGUUCCCAAAUGUUCUCGGACUCGGGAUGGCCAACAUCUAAAAAAUGACCAGCUGCCAAUUAAGGUAUUGUUCACUCACAUGUCAUAUUCAACCAAUUCAAGUUUAUAUCUAACAAGAAAUCAUUUCUUUGUUCUUCCAGGUCUUGGGUAGCCAAUCAAGUCACAUACAAGAUAAACACUUCUAAAUAGCUCUAUAUAAAGUGUGUAUCUCAGGAUUGCUCUACAAAACAGUUACCCUGCAAUGUAAUAAUUUAUCGUACCAUUCCUUUUGAUGUUAGAUGCGCAAUGGUUUUAUGCUCAAAUAAAUUUAUAUACAUGAAUAUGGAUUAGUUGCUGGUUAUUCCUUUUGAUAUGUUAGCUGUGUAACUGUGCUUUUGUUUUCCAAUUAAAUGUGGUCUUGGGCACUACAUUUACUCAAAGGCGCUUUCACCAAUUUGUGAUUUCCACUGUACUGUGCUAUUGAAAAGCAGAGAAGCAGAGAAAAAUGGAUAGCUCUCAUACUUCCAAGUUCAGUAUGAUAGCUAGUUACCUACUACUCCAGUACAGAGCUAGAUGACUUAAUGAAUC
This is a messenger RNA of Aegilops tauschii subsp. strangulata, 3843 nucleotides long. Its product is annotated as protein FAR1-RELATED SEQUENCE 5-like. The record is from RefSeq and is a predicted model, not a curated record. Lineage: Eukaryota; Viridiplantae; Streptophyta; Magnoliopsida; Poales; Poaceae. Gene Ontology annotation, molecular function: zinc ion binding.